AGAAAAAUGUCAAAAGAAAUACAAGUAUUAGAAAUAAAUAAGUAUAUUUUAUCAAAAUUGUGGUAUACGUCUCUUAUUAUUUGUCGAGAAAAUAAUAAUAAAAUCUUUAUUUCAAAAUGUAAUAAUGAUAGUGUAGAUUUUGUUGAAUCAGAAGCUCUAAUUACAAAUUUAAUUCAUUCUCAAAAUGAAAAUGAAUAUCAAUGGAUAAUUUAUAUAUUAUUGAAUAAAUUUAUUAAUAAUACAACUUUAAAUAUUGAAGAUAUAAAAAAACAAAAAUGUUAUAUUCAAAUGAUAUAUGCUUUGCAAUUAUACAAAAAUUUGACAAUAAAUUUACAACAGGAAUUAUUAACAGUAUACAAAAAUAGUUUGCAACAGAGAAAUCCAGAAAUUUUUGGGAAAAUACAAGAUGAAUAUUUUAUAUUUUUGAAACAAAAUAUUUAUGAUAAUCCUUUUGUUACAUGUUGGAUUCUUAAUGAAUUUUUAUUAACUUAUUCUUUAUAUAAUAAAUCAACUGAUAUUGUUUGUAGUUUACAGAAUUUUUAUUUUUCAUUGAUAAAAGAUUUAUUGGAGUUUAAAUUAUCUAAACAAUCAAUCAAUAAUAAUUAUUUUGGAUCUAUAUUAUGUAUUAUAUCAAAAAUGAAUAUUGUUGAAUUUGAUGAAUCUAUAUUAUUUGAAUGGCUUUUUCCUAUGAUAUUGAAAGCAAAAAAUAAUGAAGAUAUUGAAUAUGCUCUAUAUUCAAGAACAGAUCAAUAUUUUUUUAAAAAAUGGUGUAUCUUUCUGCAUGAAAUUUAUAUAGAUUCCAAAUUUAAUAACAAUUUAAAUCAUGCAUUGAAAAUUCAAAAAAUAUUGUUUAAUUUCACAUCUACUUCUGCUCCCACUAUAAAUAAAAAUAAACUAAUAGAAAGAAUAAGUAAUAUCAAAUUACAUUGGGUUACAGAUAUUUUGAAUAUAUGUUAUAUUUUAAUAAUAAAUAAAAAAUAUGAUGAUGUUUCACUUAUAUUAUCUUGUACAUUAUUAAAAGAUUUUUGGCCAGUUUUAUUAUUUAAAGUUUUGAAUAAAUAUUUACAAGAAGAAGUAUUUUCAAAUAAUAUUCAAAAAGAUGAUUUCAUAUAUGAUUCAAUUGAAUUUUUAAUAUCUAGAUGUAAUUUUGAUAUGUUAUGUAAUCCCAUAUUGAAUGAAGUCCAAAAAAUAUUGCGCAAAAAUAUAAGAAUUUUAAAAUACAUUUUAAAUUGCAUGAAAGAAAAUGUUAAAGCAGAAAACUUAAAUCAUAAUCAAGAAAUAAUAAAGCCAAUGGAUUUUCAAGAUAAAAUAUCUAUAAAAUGGAUAUUCGAUCUUUUACAACAAUUUGACACUCUUUUAGUAUUAAAAAUGACAACUAAUAUAUGGGAACAAAAUCAUGCAAAAAUAAAAAAUUUGUUAGAAGAUAUUUGUGAAUCUGAAAAUAUCUUCAAUGCAUAUUAUAUUAUAUUAAAUGCUUUAAAAGCUAUUUUAUUGUAUAAUAAUUAUGAUAUAAAUAAAUCUAUCAUAACAAGUUAUUUAUCUGAUAUGAGUUACUAUAUAAAAAUGUUAUAUCCACUUAAUCUACGUAUACAAGUGAUAGAGGAUAUAUUCUGUUUAUUUUUUUUACAAUAUGAAGAUUUUGAUCAUACUUCAAAAAGUUAUGAUAAAAUAUAUAUGAAUAAUUCUCAUGAAGAAUCAAAAUUUGAAAAUAAGUCGAUAAAACAACAAGGUUUUAUUUGUAACAGAUAUGCUAUAAAAGAUAUGCUAUUUCAUUUAAUAGAUAUUAUAUCAACAACAGAAAUUGAAUGUAUAGAAAUGAAGAAUAAAAAUGAAUGUAUAGAAGAAAUAGAACAAAUUCAAAAAAAUAUUGUUUUUAUUAAUAGUGCAAUAGCAGAUGCCAAGUGGAGAUUUGAACUUUAUACAACUUCAGAGUUCAUUAAAAAUAUUAAUAUGAAAGAUGGAAAUACAAAUUACCAAUUUAAAUCUAAAAAUAAAGUUUUAAUAAAUGAAAAUUUAAUUUCUAAUCGUUCCAAAGAAAACAUAUAUUUUUAUCAAGGAGAUAAUAUUUCGGAUGAAACAAGAACAAAAUCUACUAAUAGUUCUGAAUCAGAAUCAAUACAUAAUAGCAAAUGGCAAAUAUGUUCUAAAAAUAUAACAUUAACAGAUGCUAUAAAUGAAGAUAUCAUUCAUAAACCAUUAUUUAUAAAUUUUAUGUUGGCAACUAAAGAAAGCUUAAUUAUUCGAUGUUUAUGGAAAAAUGAUUAUAUAAAAGCAGAAAAUAUUAUAGAGACAAAUAAUAUGAAAAAUACUUAUCUAAAUGGAGAAGUGCAGUUUUCAAAAGCAUUACACACAUUUAGGGAAAACAUAUACAAACAGACAAAGGUAUUGAAAAAUAAAAAUAUGUCUCCAAAAAACUUACAAUCUUCCACAUUAGAGAAUAUAAGACUAGUUACACAAGAAAGUAUAAAAUCUUCUAGACAAACUAGUCAUGUUGAGACAUUUUUGGUCUCUCAAAAAAAUAAUUUACAAAUGUCAUGUAUGGAAAUUCUUAAUAACAAUGAAAUAUUAACAAUAUGUGCAUUAGAUUUGGCUUUAACUAUGAGUCAUAUUUAUCCAAUUUCAAAAAAUCUUUAUGAAAUUGCAAUGAAAUAUUUAAAAUUAUGUAAAACAUUUGACAAUACUGAAUAUGUAUAUUUCUUUCAUAAAGUUUUUCAAUUGUUAUAUGAAAAAAAAAACCAAAUUUCUGAAAAAGAUAUACUCUGUGAUGCAAAAAUUGCAUUAUGUAUAAAAGAAUAUAAAAAAAACAAAGACUUUUGGACUGAUAUUAUGAUUAAUCAUCAGGAAUUUAAAGAAUCACAAGCAAAUAAAAAUACAAUUAAUAGAAUAUUAAAAGAUGGUAAUUAUUUACCUGGUUUAAAAAUACUUAGUAAAAUAGUAACAUUUUUCUUUGGAUCUAAGAAAUAUAUACAAAAUAUAUGCUCUCAUUUACAACUUUUACAUUCAAUUAUUCCAAUUGAACAUACAAUAUUUACUGUUUCUGAUUUAUUAAAAAUUCCUUUACAUUAUUAUUUUGGUUAUCAAAUAUUUGAACUUAAAAUUGAACCGCAAAAACUUGAAACAAUUGCACAUGAUUUACAAAUUAAUUUAGGAUAUAGUAUUCUUACAAAUGCUUGUCCUAGACUUUCUUUUGAAGAAGAUACAAAUUAUAUUAUUACUAAUAAAAAAAAUGGAUGUAUUAUAUUAAAUGAAGUUUUAUAUAAAUCAGAUUUAAACUAUAAGUUUCAAGGACCAAAUCAAUGUGUUUCACAAAUAUUAAUUGAGCUCUUGCAAGUUUUACAUAAUUUUAAUUUGAAUCAAUUCUAUUUAAGUCAAGAUAUUUGCAAAACUAUUUCAAAAAAUUCUGAUAUUCAAACUAUAUUAAAUAAAACAUCUCAUCUUGCAAGUUUAGAUUUGAGUGAAUUAUCUAUGGGUGAUGAAACAUUAACAUUUUUUUUAAAUACAUGGAAUUUGAUGUUUCUGCAUGCUAUUUUAACUGUGUGGGCAAACCAUCCUCCUUUUAAUAAUUUACAACAUACAGUAUCAUUAAUGUCAAUUGGUUAUUUAAUUGGCGAUCUGGGUUUAGUAACACUUGCUGCACUUAGAUCAAAAUUGCUAAAUAAUAUAAUAUUGAAUGAUGAAUUCUUUAUGCAAGUAGAAGAACUUAAUGAAUCAGCAUGGCAAGAUUUGGAUAUCACCCAUGAUUCAAGAGUUAUUUUUGUAAUGGCUAAUGAAUUUUUUGGAACUCCAUGUAUUAGGAUCUGUAAAACAGAAUCAUUGAAUGAAGAUUUAAGUAAUGCUUUUCAUGAAUAUUUAAAUCAUUAUUCAUGUUAUAAAUCCACUCAAAAUAUAGAAAAGCAAAAAAUAAUAUUAUUACCAGAAAUUGUAGAACGAUAUCAAACUUCCAUUUCUCAAAAUACAAAAAAUGAUUUACAAAGUAACAAUAGUAAUAGUGAAAAUUUAUUUUCAAUAAAUAAUUAUUUUAAAUCCUCUGAUGAAAACAUAAUUAUACAAUACAUACCAUUUUCCUAUUCAUAUAAUAUAAUAUUAAAAUAUUCAACUUAUAUUAAUCCACAUCAUAAACAAAUUAAUCAAUACAAAAGUACUUGGGGAAAUCAUAGUAUACGAUCAAGUUUAUUACAAUAUUUGGAAAAACAAUGUUGGAUUGUUUCUUAUCUUUUGCAAAGAAUAAAUAAUGAAAAUCCUACUAUAUUGGAAAAUAGCUGUGAUAAUUUAAAACGCACUGCGUGUCUUGAAAAUCUCAUAACCGCAUUUUGGAUUAAGGAAUUAAAAUUAAUAUUUGAGAAUAAUCAAACUCUUACAGCAAUUUAUGAAAAGAUAUCAGCACAAAAAUUAUGGUUUCAUCUUGAACAAAUGUUAAAAGAGAAUAAAUGGAAUGCCUGUUUAAAAUUUAUAAAUGCUUUGCCAACUUAUAUUGCUUUAAAUAGUGAAUUGCAAUAUUUUAGAGAUAAAAUUCUUAGUUAUAUUAUUUCGGAAAAAAAUGCUAUACCAAAUGCAAAAAUAUUGCAAUAUUUAUACCAAAUCAAAGAUGUGUAUAUAUUAAGUCAAACAGUUUUAUAUAAUGUUAAUAAAUGGCAUAUAAAUAUUUGUGAAAAUGCAUUGCUUCAUAUAAUAAAUCAUAUAGAUAAUUACAAAUUACCUGUACAUUGUAAAUUUCAAUUAAAUGAACUCUUGCAUAGAGUGUUAAUUUUUCAUAAAAUGCUUCCAUAUUGUAUAAUUAAACCCAAUGAAACUUGGUAUAACAUUGCUUAUUGUACAGAAAAAAUUGAUACAUUACAAAUAAUCAAAUCACUAAUCAAUGCAGAUAAAUAUGAAUUAUGUUUAGAAUGGAUGGAAUGUCAAGCAUUUUCAUUAGAAAUACAUCCUUCUGUGACUCAAGAAUUCUUAAUUGGUCUUUUAAAAAGCGAAUCUCAAAAUUUUAAACAAACUUUAAAGUUUUUUCAGGCAUUACCUUUGGAUCAAUCUAUUAAACUUUGCAAAAAUGUAUUAAAAAAAUUAGAAUCUAUUGACUCAUUGAAAUUUAUAUGUAAUUAUUUACUAAAAUAUUGUAAAGCAAUAGAAACCAUAAAAUAUAGAAGAACUUUACUAGGAAUUGAUAUUUUAAGUAUGCUAAAUGUUCAAGAGAGACCAUUGUACAUUCAUCUCAUAAAAGAACCAUUAUUAAUAUUAGAACAGUUGUUAAUGAAUUGUAAAUUUGAAAGUAUUCAAAAAAUAUUACAUAAAAUUCAAGACAAAUUAAAUGAAGCAGAAAUUUCAAGAAGUAGCUUUGACAAAAUUAUAAGAUUUUAUGCUCAAAAAUCAUUGGAUUGUCGUGUAUCUUUACAGUAUGAUUCUGUAGAAAACAAAUCGAAAAAUAUGCAAUAUUUUGCUUCAGAGACAGAAAAUGCUGAGUUUAUUAUGCCUAUAGUAGUUCCUACUAAAGAAGAAUGGAUACCUAAUGAUAAAGCCAGAAAAUGUAGCUGUUGUAAAAAUGUUAUAUUUUCAAUGUUUAAUAGACGACAUCAUUGUCGUAGAUGUGGUCGUGUUAUUUGCGCAAUAUGUUCUCAACAUCGCAUGCAAGUAUCUGGUUAUCCACCUUCUGUACUUGUACGCGUAUGCAAUGAUUGUAAACGGCAAACUAUAUUACAAAUGCACUCUUUUCAAGGAACACAAUCAACUCCAAGUAGUGAAAUAUUUGAUUAUUGGCGAUUAACAAGAGAUCAAAAACAUAAUGAAACUAUUAGAGAAGAAUUUUCAUUUGAAUAUGCUCCAAAUGUUUCUUUAUGUUUAGCUAUUCUUAACUUACAUUCUGAACAUAAAACAUAUACGAGUUUUUUAUUAGAUUGUUGCGAUGAAAUGAAACGUCUUCUAGAACCUGUUAGUAGUGGAAAAGUGAAUCCUGAAGUUGAUCACAUUGUAAUUAUUAAAAUGAUACAUUCUCUAUUAGUAGCUGCAAAAGUUAAAUGUGCUAAGCUUGGUCUUAAUACUGGAUUAACUCACUGCGAUCGUUUUCUAUCUCAAGUAGAUCUUAUUGCAAGUCUCAUUCAAUUUGAUUGUUUACAUUUGAUUCCUUCUGAUAAUUUACAUGAUCGGACAUUAAUAAAAUUAAGAGAUCUUUUAAUUGAAAAAGAACAAUGGACUCUUGCUUUAGAUGUAAGCACUAAAGCAGGUACAUACAGAUUAGAUACACAAGGAGUUUGGGCAACAUGGGGUAAAGCCUGUUUAAAAAUGGGAUAUUUCCAUCAAGCACGAGAUAAAUUUUUCCAUUGUCUUGAUAAAAUUCAAUAUGAUAAUUUUGAUGACUGGAUAAUUUUGUCUUAUCCAAAAGAAUCAAAAAUAUCAAAUAAAAAUGAAACUCAAAAUCUAAAAAAAAAUGAAGAAAUUAAAAUGGUUGAAUCAAGUUCAAAGAAAACAGAAUUUUCAAAAAAUCGUCCAUUAAAAGAUCCACCAUUACUUGUAGAAAUUUUACAAAUAUUAGAUAAUUUAAGUAUUUAUAAAUAUGUACAAUAUCCUCAUCAAUAUAAGUUCAAUCCUUCUCAAGAAAUAUUAAAUAGUUUUGGCAAUUUUAAAAUUGUCAAUCAAAAACAAUCCAAUAAUAAAAAUACAUCUAUAAUGAUACAAAAUAUUUACUAUCAUGAAAGCAUUUAUUAUUUAUUAACUUAUGGAAGUUAUAAUUCAAUUUUAGAAUUUUUUUUGAAGCAUGAGGAAUUCGAAAAAUGUCUUACUUUUACUUUGGAAAAUAAUUUAGAACCAGAUUUAUUUUUCAAUGUAAUUUAUUUAUAUUGUUUAAGAAAUGGAAGUAUUGAAAAGCUUCAUGAAGCAAUGAUGAAAAAAGAUUCGAAUUUACUAAUUUGGAAAAAAUAUUUAAUAUAUGUUUGUCAUAGUUUAGAAAAAAGACAAUAUUUAAAUAUUUUAUAUCAUUUGCAACUUUUCAUGAAAGAUUUUAUACGCGCUGCUAUGACGUGUAUUCGUUUUUAUCUUCAUGAAGUAAUUAAUUACUCGGAUUUAAAUGCUAAAGUAAAUUUUUUGUUUGAUGCUCAAAAACAUUUAGAAUCUGAGUUGCAAAUUGAAACUUUAAAUAGAAAAAGAAAAAAAAGUACGAGUUCAAUACAUAGUAAUCAAGGAAUUCUAACAAUGGAAAUGGAACCAUUAGAAAUAGAUAAACAUAUAAAUACAAUUUGUAGACAAAUGGAAAUUACAAAAUUUUUAGCAAAUUGUGAAAAAGAAGAAAGAGCUCCUAUUCAAUAUUUGAAUUUAUUUCCAAAAAAAGAUUAUAAUAAUUCAACUAUUUCAGAAAUACCAACUUUAUUUGGUAAUCAACAGCAAAAAAUUAAUUUAGCUGUUUUAGCCAUUCUUUGCGGGCGAAAUAUCGAAGAAGGAUUCGGUAUAGCAUUUAGAAUAAUGCAAGAUUAUAAUUUACCACAACAAAAAGUGUAUUCUCUAACUGGAUAUAUUUUAGUAAUGAAAAAUAAUAUUUCUGCAAUAGAACAAUUAAUUAAAUGUUGUCAUACAUCUGGGAUUCCAAAUUCAUAUAUUAUAUCAGAUUAUGUAUUAACACAUUGUAUAAAAUUGUUACUAACUCAUGAUGAAACUGAAACAGUUCUUAAAAAUAAUAUUCAUAAUCUUAUUAGAUUAAUAACUGAUAUAGAACUUAAAAUAAAUGCAUAUAUUGAAUGUAAACAAUUAAAAGCAGCAUAUUUAUUAGCUGUCAAGCAUUCAAGAGUACAAGAUAUAAGAAAAAUUUUGAAAGAAUCUGAUAGACUUGGUCAAAAUGCUAUUAAAACAAUAUGUAUAAAAUGGCUUCAGCAAGAACCAAAAUUAUAACUUUAUUUUAUCAAAAUAAAAUAUUUAUAUGUAUCUAUUCUAUUAAAUAUUAAAAAA
This is a messenger RNA of Apis laboriosa (Himalayan honeybee), 7917 nucleotides long. RefSeq lists its product as uncharacterized. Gene Ontology annotation, biological process: regulation of cytokinesis; mitotic cytokinesis; double-strand break repair via homologous recombination. The record is from RefSeq and is a predicted model, not a curated record. Gene Ontology annotation, cellular component: centrosome; midbody; lysosomal membrane. Bases 7 to 7860 code for a protein of 2617 amino acids. NCBI's taxonomy places the organism in Eukaryota, Metazoa, Arthropoda, Insecta, Hymenoptera, Apidae. The transcript has 13 exons. Gene Ontology annotation, molecular function: phosphatidylinositol-3-phosphate binding; metal ion binding.